This is a messenger RNA of Lathyrus oleraceus (garden pea), 1428 nucleotides long. RefSeq names its product SNF1-related protein kinase regulatory subunit beta-2. Gene Ontology annotation, molecular function: protein binding. The transcript has 4 exons. Lineage: Eukaryota; Viridiplantae; Streptophyta; Magnoliopsida; Fabales; Fabaceae. The record is from RefSeq and is a predicted model, not a curated record. Bases 263 to 1147 code for a protein of 294 amino acids.
ACACUACUAACAUCUUCCCUCUCUCAUCACAUCACCCUCACUAAGAAGAGAGAGGAAGAAAACAAGAGAAAAAGGUUCACACACACGCACGCAGAAAACACAAAGCACGUUGAAGCUCCCAAUUGGAAAAAUGAAGAAAAAGUAACAACAACUAGAGUAGAGUAUAACGACCUCGUCAAGAACAUGAUGACGUGAACCAUCAUCGUCCAUAUCAAAACCCCACAAUUUCAAUUCCCACAAUUACUUUCUCUUCUUCUUUGUGAUGGGGAAUGUGAAUGGCAGAGAAGAAGAUUUCAACGGCACACUAUCGGAAGCUUCAUCUGAUGACGGAGAAAGAGAGGGAGGUUUUGACAGUGUGAGUGAUUCCAUGUCUGUGCCUGAUGGGGUCAUCGAAAAUUCUGCACCUUCUGAGGAAAUGGGUCAUUCUCCACCUGCUAGCCCUAGAACUACUCAAUCUCCAUUAAUGUUCUCUCCUCAAGUUCCGGUGGUUCCACUACAAAGACCUGAUGAGAUGCAGGCUCCAACCCCUUCCUGGAUGCAAACUACUUCAGGGUACGAGGAUAUGUUUGAUGAGAUUGGGAUUCCGACUAUGAUUACUUGGAGCUAUGGUGGUAAAGAAGUCUCCGUGGAGGGAUCAUGGGAUCAUUGGAAAUCAAGAAUUCCCUUGCAGAGAUCAGGAAAGGACUUCACUAUACUGAAGGUGCUGCCAUCUGGUGUGUACCAGUUUAGGUUUAUCGUGGAUGGACGAUGGAGGCACGCACCUGACUUGCCUUGGGAACAAGAUGAUGCUGCCAAUACCUACAACAUUCUCGACUUACAGGAUUAUGUUCCUGAAGACAUUGGAAGCAUUUCUAGUUUCGAACCACCUAAAUCACCAGACUCUAGUUACAACAACUUACACCUAAGUUCCGAAGAUUAUGCAAAGGAGCCGCCACUGGUUCCUCCAUUCAUGCAAAUGACUCUUCUUAACGUCCCUUCAACAAAUAUGGAAUUCGAACCUCUCGUGUCCAGACCACAGCACGUAAUGCUCAAUCAUCUCUAUAUGCAGAAAGGAAAGAAUAGCCCUUCAGUGGUUGCGCUCGGGACAACUCAUCGAUUUGUAGCGAAAUAUGUCACUGUGGUUCUGUACAAGUCUUUGCAGAGGUAAACAUGAAUGACACGGACCACAGACUUGAGGUAGGGUAGCCUUUAACUUUUAAGUCCUUGUAUUUGUUAAUAUAGCUCCGGGUGGAACAAUCUUUAGAGAGAUACUGGAAGCUACUGAAGGAUAUAUUUACAUGAAAGUGAAGACUAUGAUACAUAUAAUGCAAUUGCUCGAUGGUUAUUCAUCAUGCAAUUUCAGUUAGAAAUUUUUACUUCAUUUGAUGAUGGUAUUCUGUUGGAAUAUUUAUCAUACUAUGGUUAUGUUAAGCUUCAAGAUUUACCUCA